Messenger RNA from Rosa chinensis, 1131 nucleotides. RefSeq lists its product as uncharacterized. The coding region runs from base 138 to 815 and encodes 225 amino acids. Gene Ontology annotation, biological process: regulation of mitotic cell cycle. NCBI's taxonomy places the organism in Eukaryota, Viridiplantae, Streptophyta, Magnoliopsida, Rosales, Rosaceae. The record is from RefSeq and is a predicted model, not a curated record. The transcript is spliced from 4 exons.
CGGAGGAGGAGAGAGAGAAAACGGAAACCAAGAAAACAGAGAAAAUUCAAGAGCGUCCAGAAACCCACAUUCCUCGCCUACUUCGAUUCUAAUCUGAUAACUGAAAAAACAAAUUGAAUUGGCUAAACAAAGCACAAAUGGCAUCAACAAUUGGUCGAUUGUUUCAAGAUCAGAACCUCAGUGUUCACUCUAAUGGGGAUUCUGCUGUUGGAAAGGGUGGUGCAAAACAACAGAAGAAAGCAGGGUUUGGUGGAAGGAAACCUCUAGGAGAUGUAUCGAAUACAGGGAAGCCUGAUUUUACCAAGGUGUCGAAAAAGCCUGCUCUUACCAAUGUUUCUGAAAUCAUUGCUGAUGCAAGCAAUAAGAAAGGCCUUUGUAAAGCCUCGGAUAAAGUGCAGACUCAUGGCAGCCGCAAGGCACUAUCUGAUGUGUCUAACACAGUCAAACCACCUGUGCACAAGAAGUCAAGUGUUGUGGCACAACCACCUUGUGGUUUUGAGGAAGAAGGAUACUUGCAUGACCAUCAACAGUGCAUCAAAUCUAUGAGAAAGGCUAACCAAAUGGAUCAAAUGGAUUUUUUUAUGACAAUACAAGGAUCAGAUUCAUCCAAGAUGCUUCUAUCUCCCUGUGCAGUUUCUCAGUUUCGUAAAGUUGAGCCGGAGAGUUCCAUGAGGUACUUGGAUUUGAAAGAGAUGCCUGAGCUGUCUAUCAAGUUUGACUCUUCACCUCAUUGCAAGUCUCCAUUGUCACCAACUCAUACCAAGUCCACUUGGAUUUGGGAUGAUUGUGAUUUUCAGGUGAUGGAGACACCUUAGUUUCCGAGGCACUGAUUCCCCAGUAACUUUCAAACUGUGUAAUAUGUGAUGCCCAUCAAUCCACUUGAAAUUGAUGCAGCCAGAGUCAUUCUAGAGGAUUUGGUUUUUGUUAUUAUGUUUUUAGUUUUUGUGGUCCUCGGUAAUUGAACAUCUGAAUGUUCCAGUCCACUUGAAAAUUGAUGUAGCCAGUCAGAGGAUUUGGCUUUUGUUAGUCUGUUUCUAGUUUGUCCUCGGUAAAUACCAUUUCUUAUGUUCGCCACAUUAAUGACAUAUUCAUUGUGAAUUGAUAUAUGGAUGAUCUGAUUUUUUGUGACGA